Molecule: messenger RNA, 2502 nt
Organism: Lodderomyces beijingensis
Lineage: Eukaryota; Fungi; Ascomycota; Pichiomycetes; Serinales; Debaryomycetaceae
Source: the annotation of a GenBank genome assembly
AUGGCGGUUGAUCGAGGUACAUUGAUAUUCUUUAUCAUUAUGUUCAUCUUCUUGUCUCUACCCUCAGGCAAUGAACAGCCGCACUCUGACUUGGAGAGAGAUACCUUGCAGACGUACCAAUCGCAGCUAUCAGACGCCCUCGUGACACUAGAGGAAUCAGAGUACGCGUUGGGAUAUGGGAAUAUAACAGGGUACCAGUUGUCGUACGAAGACCACUUGAAAGAUAAAAAAGUUAAAGACUGGCCAAUUCACAAAUUUAGCAAGGACCAACCCUGGGUCGAAAACCAGGACUAUUCAAUUUUGCCCAAUGCAGUGAGCGACAAGGUGCGACAGUUUUGGGGAAAAGACUUUGCAAGCAAAGAGGGCAACGCUUACUUGUUGAAUAUUUCAGGGCGUGCCGAUGGAGUGUUUGAGCCUGUGAAGAAGAAAAAAGUCAAGGCAGUGGAGUACCCGAUCCCCACGUACUUGAAACACUAUUACGACUCAAGGACCAGUGCCAAUGAGGAUUAUAAUGAUGUGGAUGGGAGAUCAUCACAAGUCGCUGUAGAAAAUCACGAUUAUUCUCCUUCGUCUUCCUCCGCCUUGGUUUCAAAGGUGGGGAACAUCACCGCUGCAGAAGGGUUGAUUUCCAUCAUGGUCAAAGGGUUCCAGUAUAACUUCAACGAGCCUGAAUUUCAUGUCAUCAACGAAACCGACAGAAUUCUGACUGCAGUGGUUGCUACCAUAGAGUUGAACCUCAAGGACUACCUGGAGGUUGAAGACCAUCUGGUGGAUUUGAAAGGGGUUUACUUUCAAGAUACCGGCUCCUUGCUUGCUACUUCCAAUUCCGCGAAAUUUUUUGGCUCGUAUGGGCUCAGCCACUUGAGCAUGGAUGCGGAAAAAUUUGCUAUUGCCAAAACGCUUAUGCACCAAUUCAAUAAUGUCAAAAACGAUAAAGACGUUACCUUGGACGAUAUGAACCAAUCGAUUUUGAAAUCCUUGGACCAGUGCGAGUUUAUUGCUUAUUUGCAAUUUAACAAGACUGCAUUUACACACGACGAGCUUCGAUACGUGGACUCUGAGUUGAAAACCCCCACUGGCCGGCCACUACCACACGAAGUACCUCAAUUGUCAAUUGGGGAUUUCUUGGUCUACUCUCCGGACUGCGGCAUUGUGUUGAAAAAGAAACCCGACACCGUUUUCACCGGGAGAAGGUCCGAAGUGUUGCGUGCGCAGAUGAAAAAUGUGCUAACUGGUUUGUUGGUGUUGGUGUUUAUGCAGCUCUUUUUGAUUUUGAGGCAAGUGGGCGAAGCAAGAACACCGGGCCAGUUGUCGGUUAUCUCUAGCAAGACGUUGUUUUUGCUCGGAUUUGAGGAUUCAUUACUUGCAAUCAUGUCGUUGCUCCUUUCCACGGUGAGUGAGGAUUUGUAUCUUCUUUUGGCGUGUAUUGCUACGAUUGCCUUUAUGCUGUGCGGCAUAUUUGAGAUGAGGUUCAUGGUUAGUGUUUUGACGACGCAAGCAAACGAAACGGGAACCACAUGGUGGGAAAUAAUGAGAGGAGCGAGCCCCGUGCCGUUUAACUCUACUUCGAAUUCGGCUCCAAACACUGGCACCUCAGAAAACUCCGAGGGUCCCAUUCUCCCUAUUGCUAAUCCACCUCCACCACCACCUCCUCAAACUCAAGCUCAAGCUCAACAAGCAACACCACAAGCAGCAGACCCCGUUCCCAAUCAAGCCUGGCAGGAAACUUCCUACAGCAACUCGAUCUUUGCGUCCGGAUUCACACUUACAAUCAUAGCCAUGUUCUUGGUCUUUUCUUCUUUGAACUGGAGGUUGAGGUACAGAAUCGCAUUUGAAUAUGUCUGUUUGAUAUUCAUCAACUCGUUUUGGCUUCCGCAAUUUUUCCGCAACACAUUAAAGAAUCGAAGAAAAGCAUUUACCUGGCAGUUUGUUCUUGGAAGCAGCGCCAUCCGGGUGAUCCCCAUUUACUACUUUGCAUUGUACAAGGCGAACCCUUUAAGACACAGGUACGACCCCAUACUAUGCAUUGUUGUGACAAGCUGGCUCCUUUUGCAGAUUUUUUUGCUCUUUUUGCAAAAUACUCUUGGAGCUAGGUUUUGGAUCAACGAAAACUGGUUACCCAAGGCCUACGAUUACCAACAGGUGUUGACUUUGCGUAAUUUGCAAGAAGACGGCUUUUCUAUUGAUCUUUUGGCAAACUUUAAGCACAAAUCUUCCACCGAGAUUCAGAAUGGAGCAACAGCAGCAGCAGAUGCGAGACCAAACAUGUAUGUGGAAUGUGAAUGCACCUGUCCUAUUUGUAUGACGGAUGUUGCAUUGCCUAUAAUUGUAAAGGAUGACGUUGAAGAAAGCUCCAAAAGAAAGAACCAAAUUCUUCUGGGUGUCAAGAAGGACUACAUGAUCACGCCUUGUCACCAUAUCUUCCAUGUUGAGUGUUUGGAAAGUUGGAUGAAGUAUAAACUACAAUGCCCCGUAUGUAGAACUAGUCUACCGCCGAUAUAG